Messenger RNA from Myotis lucifugus (little brown bat), 1887 nucleotides. It is a transcript of the gene IP6K2, whose product is annotated as inositol hexakisphosphate kinase 2. Bases 276 to 1553 code for a protein of 425 amino acids. The transcript has 6 exons. The record is from RefSeq and is a predicted model, not a curated record. Gene Ontology annotation, cellular component: cytoplasm; nucleus. Lineage: Eukaryota; Metazoa; Chordata; Mammalia; Chiroptera; Vespertilionidae. Gene Ontology annotation, molecular function: inositol hexakisphosphate kinase activity. Gene Ontology annotation, biological process: inositol phosphate biosynthetic process; phosphatidylinositol phosphate biosynthetic process.
GCUCGGCCAGGCCGCCGCCAUCUUUACGGGGGAGAAACAAUAGGACGGAAGCGCCGCGGGCCCGGCCGGGGCUCCCCGUAACGCCCGCCUCGCCUCGCCUCUGGCUUCGUCGCCCCGAGAGCUUUGAGGGAGACUUUCUCCGAGCCGCUGUGGGAGCGUCCUGUCGUGUGCGACCAAGGAGCCAAGGCCAGACACGCCGAUACAAACAGACGGAGGACGCUCUGGCCGCUGGGCCCUGCUGCCUCCCCCUUCUUCCUGUUGCUUGCCCCUGGAGGAUGAGCCCAGCCUUCAGGGCCAUGGACGUGGAGCCCCGCGCCAAGGGCGUCCUGCUGGAGCCCUUUAUCCACCAGGUCGGGGGGCACUCUUGUGUGCUCCGCUUCAACGAGACGACUCUGUGCAAGCCCCUGGUCCCGAGGGAGCACCAGUUCUACGAGACUCUCCCCGCUGAGAUGCGCAGAUUCACUCCCCAGUACAAAGGUGUGGUAUCUGUGUGCUUUGAUGAAGAUGAAGACAGGAACUUGUGCUUAAUAGCAUAUCCCUUAAAAGGGGACCAUGGAGCUGUGGACAGUGUAGACAGUUCAGACUGUGAACCAAAAAGUAAGCUCCUAAGAUGGACAAACAAAAAACAUCAUGUCCUGGAAACAGAGAAGACCCCCAAGGACUGGGUGCGGCAGCACUGGAAGGAAGAGAAAAUGAAGAGCCAUAAGUUAGAAGAAGAAUUUGAGUGGCUAAAGAAAUCUGAAGUCUUGUACUACAGUGUAGAGAAAAAGGGGAAUGUCAGUUCCCAGCUUAAAUACUACAACCCCUGGAGCAUGAAGUGUCACCAGCAACAGUUACAGAGAAUGAAGGAGAACGCAAAGCAUCGGAACCAGUACAAAUUUAUCUUACUGGAGAACCUCACUUCCCGAUAUGAGGUACCUUGUGUCCUGGACCUCAAGAUGGGGACACGCCAGCAUGGUGACGAUGCUUCAGAGGAGAAGGCCGCCAACCAGAUCCGAAAAUGCCAGCAAAGCACCUCUGCGGUCAUUGGUGUGCGCCUGUGCGGCAUGCAGGUGUACCAGGCGGGCAGUGGGCAGCUCAUGUUCAUGAACAAGUACCAUGGCCGGAAGCUGUCGGUGCAGGGCUUUAAGGAGGCGCUUUUCCAGUUCUUCCACAACGGGCGGUACCUGCGCCGCGAGCUCCUCGGCCCUGUGCUCAAGAAGCUGGCGGAGCUCAAGGCCGUGCUGGAGCGACAGGAGUCUUACCGCUUCUACUCCAGCUCCCUGCUCAUCAUCUACGACGGCAAGGAGCGGCCGGAGGUGGCCCUGGACUCGGACGCGGAGGACUUGGAGGACCUGUCCGAGGAGUCCGCCGACGAGUCUGCGGGGGCCUACGCCUUCAAGCCCCUCAGCACCAGCUCCGUGGACGUGCGCAUGAUUGACUUUGCACACACCACCUGCAGGCUGUACGGCGAGGACAGCGUCGUACACGAGGGCCAGGAUGCUGGCUACAUCUUCGGGCUCCAGAGCCUGAUAGACAUUGUCACAGAGAUCACUGAGGAGAGUGGGGAGUGAGCUGGCCGACUACCGGUCCCGGACCCUCCGUGUCCCGGGCACAGCUGUGCUGCGUCGGGGAGGAAGCCAGUGUGGCCAGGGGGUGGCCUCUGCAGCCUGGAGCUGACGCACAGAGGCCUCGAGUCCCGCCUGAGCGAGCCCCACCGUGCUCCGAGUCUUUAUUUAUUUUAACUGUUUCUUCAACAUUCCAUGUUUGAUGAGCAGAUACCUCUUUCUUCCCUGAGUGUAAAUGUCCUAAUACAGACCCUUUUGUUAAUUGUACACAGUGCUGCUGUCAUUUUUUUUUAUUGAAUUUAUUGGGGUGACAUUGGUUAAUAAAAUUAUAUAGAUUUCA